AUGGUCGAACGAAACGUGAUUGUUCGCAAAUUAGACUCUUUGGAGGCAUCAAGUGCUGUCACCGACAUUUGUUCUAAAAAGACUGGCACAUUGACCCAGGGCAAGAUGGUUGUCAAAAAGGCAAGGAUUCCAUCCCGGAGAACGUACUCAGUGGGCCCAUCCAUUGAGCCAUUCAAUCCGACCGUUGGAAAAGUCUCCUACGCCCCUGUGCCUCCUGUGCAGCUCGACGAUGAGAACGAAGGGCCCGCUGCGGAUAUCAUAGGAGAUUUGAUACCGGGAAACCGCCAACUACAAGAGUUCUUGGAUGUCGCUUCCAUGGCAAAUCUGUCUCCUCUUCACAAGACCGAAGAGGGCGAAUGGCACGUGCGUGGUGAGCCCACGGAAAUUGCCAUUCAAGUUUUUGCAUCAAGAUUUAACUGGAGCUGCGACCGCUGGACCAAAGGUCAGGGUGUAGUGUGGCAUCAAAAGGCUGAAUUUUCUUUCGGUUCAACUGUGAAAAAAAUGACCGUGAUUUUCAACAAAGUUACUCCCCAUAAAAAUCGCACAAUGCUCUUCACCAAAGGUGCGGUCAAGCGCAUUGCAGACUCUUGCGGAGUGCUGAUCAGUCCAUAA
This is a messenger RNA of Penicillium odoratum, 612 nucleotides long. RefSeq names its product P-type ATPase. Gene Ontology annotation, molecular function: nucleotide binding; P-type calcium transporter activity. Gene Ontology annotation, cellular component: plasma membrane. Gene Ontology annotation, biological process: calcium ion transmembrane transport; intracellular calcium ion homeostasis. The transcript has a single exon. The record is from RefSeq and is a predicted model, not a curated record. Bases 1 to 612 code for a protein of 203 amino acids. Lineage: Eukaryota; Fungi; Ascomycota; Eurotiomycetes; Eurotiales; Aspergillaceae.